UGUGCUCCCACAAAAAUAUAUCUACAAAGCAUUAGUUGUCCACCCGAUAGCCCAAACACCCCAAUCGCAAUGGCGAAGCAUUCUAUCCCCUUGGUCAUGGCAAUGGUUGCCGUCCUUCUCGCAGCCACAGCCACCACCCGGGCCGCGAGCCUUGUCCCAGCAGCCGACGACCGGAACUCAAGAAGCAUGCCAACCGCGUAUGAAAUGCUAGGGCGGUAUGGCUUCCCACCCGGCAUCCUCCCAGAGGGCGUGCAGGGCUAUGAGCUCCGGCCAGAUGGUUCCUUUGAGGUACACCUCCCUAGACACUGCAAAAUCCGCAUCGCCGGGCAGAACAUCCACUACAGCAGCCGGAUCGCCGGGAAGAUCCAGAACGGCUUGAUCAAGGGCCUUGAGGGCGUGAAGGUGAAGAUCUUUAUUCUGUUUAUCAGCGUUCGAGACGUCCGCCGCAACGGCAACGAGCUCAGGCUCCACGCCGGGAUUAUAGCCAAGUCAUUCUCGGCCAAUGAUUUCUCCUUCUCCCCACGGUGUAACUGAGGCUAGCCGUUCCCAUGAAUAAAUAGAUAUCCUCAAAAAAGUAUUGGCCGUGGGGAGAAGGAGAAAUCCUUGGCCUAGAAUGACUUGGGCUGAUUGACAAAUAG
Messenger RNA from Triticum aestivum (bread wheat), 638 nucleotides. RefSeq lists its product as uncharacterized. The coding region runs from base 70 to 534 and encodes 154 amino acids. The record is from RefSeq and is a predicted model, not a curated record. NCBI's taxonomy places the organism in Eukaryota, Viridiplantae, Streptophyta, Magnoliopsida, Poales, Poaceae. The transcript has a single exon.